Pistacia vera is the source of this 1008-nucleotide messenger RNA. RefSeq lists its product as uncharacterized. The transcript has a single exon. NCBI's taxonomy places the organism in Eukaryota, Viridiplantae, Streptophyta, Magnoliopsida, Sapindales, Anacardiaceae. The coding region runs from base 1 to 1008 and encodes 335 amino acids. The record is from RefSeq and is a predicted model, not a curated record.
AUGGCGAAUUCAGAUCCUACACAGAAUUCGUCAAGCCAUUAUUAUCUUCAUCCAAAUGAAAAUCCUGCAGUUGUCUUGGUUACACCUGUUCUUAAUGGCACCAACUAUCAUUCUUGGGCAUGCGCCAUGAAAAUGGCUUUACUUUCCAAGAACAAGCUGAAAUUUGUUGAUGGAACACUCCGAGCACCUUUGACUACUGAUCCAAUGUUUUUAGCUUGGGAAGGAUGUAAUACAAUGGUAAUUUGUUGGCUUAAUCAUUCUCUUGCACCUUCAAUAACUAGUACCAUGUUGUGGAUUGAUAAAACAUAUGAAGUUUGGGAAGAUCUUAGGAAAAGGUUUUCACAGGGAGAUAUUUUCAGAAUUUCAGAUCUCCAAGAAGAGAUCUAUACUUUCAAACAAGAAGAUCGAAAUGUAACAAAUUACUUUACUGAGCUUAAAAUUCUCUGGGAUGAGUUACUAAAUCUUAGGCCAAUUCCUUGCUGUUCUUGCACGAAUCUGUGUUCUUGUGGUGCUUUAACUAAGAUCAAGACUUAUCAAAGCAAUGAUUAUGUGAUCAGAUUUCUCAAGGGCUUGGGUGAUCAAUUUGCCAUAGUAAGAUCCCAAAUUAUGCUCAUGGAACCAUUUCCUUCCAUAAACAAGGUAUUUUCUUUGGUUGUGCAACAAGAGAGACAAAUGGUCUCAGGUGCAUCCAAAGUGUUUGUAAGCAAGACUACACGAGAAGAAGUGCAGAGUUCCUCUAAGCAACGAAUCAAAAAAUCAAAUCAAUCACAGCACAAUGGGGAUAAUAGGUUCUGUACAUUUUGUGGCAAACUAAGACAUACAAUCGAGACAUGCUAUAAAAAGCAUGGUUAUCCAUCUGGGUACAAGCCAAGAAAUCAAAACUAUACUGCUCAUAAUGUCAUUUCUGGAGAGGAUACUGAAAGACCUGAUGAAUCUUAUCAAAAUACUGCCACGCCAGAAGGGAUUCUUGAACCUGGUGAUUCUUUUACUCAAGAGCAAUAUCAAUAA